Molecule: messenger RNA, 1092 nt
Organism: Melitaea cinxia (Glanville fritillary)
Lineage: Eukaryota; Metazoa; Arthropoda; Insecta; Lepidoptera; Nymphalidae
Product: ribonuclease H2 subunit A
Exons: 5
Coding region: 122-1054 (310 amino acids)
Biological process (GO): mismatch repair; DNA replication, removal of RNA primer
Cellular component (GO): ribonuclease H2 complex
Molecular function (GO): RNA-DNA hybrid ribonuclease activity; RNA binding
Source: RefSeq, a predicted model, not a curated record
UCUUCAUGGUUGUCAAUUUGUCAUAUAAUUAUAAUCAUUUUGGAGUGAUAUUUACUUACAAUUUACAGCUUAUGAUAUUGCUAACUUAUUUUAGAAACAUUAUAUUAAAGAAAUACUUGCAAUGGAGCCUUUCGGUGUUAUGCACGAUUAUAUAAAAUCAAAUGAUAACCAUAAUAAAUUUGUUAAUAAAUCUGAAGUACCUGAAAUUUGUAAAUCUGAACCUUGCAUGCUUGGCGUCGACGAAGCCGGUCGUGGUCCAGUGUUAGGACCUAUGGUGUAUGGUAUUGCAUACUGUCCCAUUAGUCAAAAAGAUGUUUUGAAAACUUUAGAAUGUGCCGAUUCAAAAGCACUGACAGAAGAAAAACGAGAUGAAAUUCUAUUGAAAAUGCUUACGGAAAAAGAAUCAUUGGAUAAUGUCGGUUGGAUUGCAGAAGUUAUAUCCCCUAAUUAUAUAUCAAAUUCAAUGUACAGAAGAGCAAAGCAUUCCCUUAAUGAGGUUUCAAUGAACUCGGCAAUAAGUUUAAUUAAACAAGCCAUAGAGCUUGGAGCUAACAUUACAGAGGUUUAUGUUGACACAGUCGGUCCACCAGAGAAGUAUCAAACUAAGCUGAGUGAAAUUUUUCCUAAUUUAAAAAUUACUGUUGCAAAGAAAGCUGAUUCCAUCUAUCCGAUUGUGUCAGCGGCCAGUAUUGUUGCAAAGGUUACAAGAGACCAUGCUCUUAAAGUGUGGCAAUUCCAUGAAGGUUUGGAAAUGGACUAUAAAGACUUUGGCAGUGGAUAUCCUGGAGAUCCAUUGACCAAGAAAUUCAUACGAGAACAAAUUGAUAGAGUAUUUGGAUAUCCGUUGCUAGUAAGGUUUAGUUGGUCUACAGCUGAGCUAAUGUUGCAAGAAAAAGCAGCCAAAUGUAACUUUGAAGAAAUUGACAAUGUAACGAAUAAAGCUACAGGAACACAGUCAAUUAGCUCAUUUUUUUCACCCAAGAAUGAAAAGAAACGAAAAAGACAUAAAUUUUUUGAAGAGAGAUACUUGACUAUGAAUAAUGCAUUUGAAUAAUUGUUUUAAACUAGUAAAUAAAGUUUUUGUAAAUAUGA